GAGGAAGUGAAAGCGUUGCAGACGGAUCAGAUCAUAUCACAAACGAAAGCAGAGUUUGUCUUGUCGUUUCAUUAAAUUAAAAUGCGAUAUGGCAAAUAAAGGUAGUUGCAGCAGCAUCACCACCAGAAAGGAGCACUUUGUGAGCUGGUUAAUUAACUCUGAUUUUAAUGAAAAUCCAUCUGACAGCACUGAUGAUGACAUUAAUGAAAGUGGACUAAAGGAGUGUGAAUGGGACUCCUACCAGCCCAAUCCAGAGGAACAAUACCAUUUACCCCGGAGCAGUCCUGUAAUAUCCCGCAAGAGGUGUGAUGCAGAGCUAAAGACAGAAAAACAGGCUUCUGCCUCCAAUCUGUGUUUGACCACCACUACCUAUGAUACAUCUAUUCUAUCCACCUCUCCAUUAAUAACAGCAAAAUCCAACAUUUCAAAUCUUCAUGGAUUGGAUGAGUUCACACACUCGAAAAAACUAAAGGAACCGACAUCAGUGUCCGACAAAGAUUGGACAUCUGUGUCACAUAAAAUCAAAGAUUCAUCCCCCAAAGACAUUUUAGAACAGUCAGACUGCCGUAAAAGUAAAUGUGGUACAGACGGAAUAUCACCUGUGUCCCAGAGGACUCCGAUUCUCAGCCGCUCUGCACCUGCUGCAAGGUCGAGGGUUCCAUUAAAUCAGGGUUUGCAGUCGAGGGGUAAAAGAAGAGCCUGCUCUGACAUCCCACCAGCAUCUAGUCAAAGAAACUCGGGAUAUGUUAGGAAACAUGGGUCAUUAAUUGACACACACUCCUUUGAUGACAUCCACGGGCGCAGUUUGGAUCAGGAAAAUGCUCAUUUUGUAGUUGUGGAUAUGGUGCUGGAAGUGCUGGAGUCUGUAAAAUGGGUUGUGUGUCUGGAAGAGUUAAAAAGCAAUCCUUGUCAGGACAAAUAUGAAACACUGUACACUACAAAGAUGGACUCUUUUUCCUCAUUUGACAGUGGGUUUGAGGACGACAGCACCCCCAAACCACCUUCAAACAGAUACAGCCUGGCUUCCUUUCAGUGCCCUCAGAUCUCCAGCAUGCCAUGCUCUGCUGAACAUUUAGCUCAUCAUCUGGUGUCAGGGUUCAGGAAGCAGUGGUUCCCCGCUGAGCGACUGCAAAACCCUGACAGCCUCAACAUUGCUCUACAGGAAUACUCUUCCUCCAUGACAGCAGGGGACGGGAUCAGUUUAUCUGAGGAGAUCAAACAGAAGAGUAGAAUGAGAGGAACAUUAACAUGGGCUCCACCCAGAUUUCAAAUCAUCUUCUGUGUCCAACCAACACACAGACGCAGAGAUGUCAUUGCUUCCCAACGUUUCCUGUGUGCAGGCUGUGGCACUGAAGUAGAGCCCAGGUACAUAAAGAAGUUGCGAUAUUGUGACUACCUGGGAAAAUACUUUUGUGAUGGUUGCCAUGGUGGUGAGGAAUCAGUGAUUCCGGGUCGGGUUCUGAGUAACUGGGAUUUCGCGAUGUAUCCGGUCUGCAAUUUCUCCAGACAGCUGCUUGACUCCAUAUGGCAGCAACCGCUUUUCAAACUUGCAAGUGUGGCAAAGAACCUUUACAACCAGGCCAAAGAGUUACAGCGAUUCAGAGAUCUACAGGAGCAACUAAUGUCCACCAAAAAGCUUCUCAGCACAUGCAGACUAUCAACUGGAGUUCUUGCUGACUUUGAACAGUUACCUGCUCACCUGAUGCAUGAACCGCACCACCUCUCAAUGAAUGACCUCAUCAGGGUGAAGAAGGGUCAGCUCUGGAUCGCAGCAAAAGCCAUUUUUCAGUCUGCAACUGCACAUAUAGACACUUGUGAGCUGUGUCAGGCAAAAGGUUUUUUCUGUGAGUUCUGUCACGGGACGGAUGUGCUUUUCCCUUUCCAGAGAGACACCUGCACUCGUUGCCAAGACUGCAGAGCCUGUUUCCACAUCUCAUGUUUCCGUGAUGAAGCAUGUCCCAAAUGUGCCAGACUACAGAAACGAAAGAAGCUCCAGCAGGAAGCCAUAAAUACAUGAAACCUCUAAUGCUGCAUUUAUGUAAUGCAUUGUGGACACUUUUAGGUGGUUGUAGCAUCAUAACUGUUAAAUUACUUACAGUGGUAGACUUCUGACUUGUUACUGUGUAUUAUGUAUUAUUUUUGUUUAUUUUGUUAGCCACAUAUGAAAGUAUGAUUUGUAAUCAAAGCUGUGUAUUUUCAAUAAAUAAAUAAAAGUAGCAUUAC
Molecule: messenger RNA, 2223 nt
Organism: Triplophysa rosa
Lineage: Eukaryota; Metazoa; Chordata; Actinopteri; Cypriniformes; Nemacheilidae
Gene: rubcnl
Product: rubicon like autophagy enhancer
Exons: 12
Coding region: 89-2017 (642 amino acids)
Biological process (GO): autophagosome maturation; autophagosome-endosome fusion; autophagosome-lysosome fusion
Cellular component (GO): intracellular membrane-bounded organelle; autophagosome membrane
Molecular function (GO): phosphatidylinositol phosphate binding
Source: RefSeq, a predicted model, not a curated record